Stegodyphus dumicola is the source of this 1312-nucleotide messenger RNA. RefSeq lists its product as uncharacterized. NCBI's taxonomy places the organism in Eukaryota, Metazoa, Arthropoda, Arachnida, Araneae, Eresidae. The record is from RefSeq and is a predicted model, not a curated record. Gene Ontology annotation, cellular component: cytosol; nucleus. Gene Ontology annotation, molecular function: adenosine kinase activity. Gene Ontology annotation, biological process: purine nucleobase metabolic process; purine ribonucleoside salvage.
CAAAAAUCAUCUAUUUACUUUCCUAGCGCCACCUUCUGAUAAGACACUCGAUCUUUACGAUUUGAUAGAAAAGCAAUGGAAGGUUCGGAAGAUGGUUGCAAAAAACGGGAUGUUCGAUUAUUCUUCAUAGGCCAUCCUCUUCUUGACCUCACAACCCCUGGUAAUCCAGAACUCUUGCAGAAAUAUGGUUUAGAAGCGGAUGGUAGUGCUCGACCUGUAGCAGAGCAUGAGCCUCUCUUUCACUACCUUUUCAAACAUCCAGACACUCAACUAUUGCCUGGCGGUUCAGCUCAGAACAGUGCUAGAAUAGCCAAUUGGGUUUUGGGAGAUAGAGGCAAAGUAUCAUUUGCAGGUUGCGUUGGUGAUGAUGAAUUCGGAUCAUGGAUGGCAGAGCAUCUGCGGUCGGAGGGGGUGAAACCUUUAUAUGCCAUCGACUCUUCUAAGCAAACAGGAGUUUGUGCAUGCCUCCUAACUCCUGGCAAUCAUAGAUCCUUAGUUGCCAGGCUCUCGGCAUCUGCUAGUUUCAGCAGAAGUCAUCUAUUCUCUGAAGACAUACUGGCAGAAGUGAAAAGUGCAAACUGCAUUUUCGUAGCGGGUUAUUUCCUGGCGCACUGUAUUGAUGCCGUAUUUGCAUUGAUUGAACUUUGCCAAAACGAGGAGCAACUGUUCUGUUUGAGCUUGUCGGCCGAAUACGUAUGUCGUGAACACACCGAGGUCAUACUUAAAGUGAUGCCGAGGGUUGACGUACUUUUCGGUAACGCUGAGGAGGUGAAGGCUUUGGCCAGGGCCAUGCACGAGGACAAGGAAAUCACAGAUCUGGAAGAUGCCAUCCAAGAUAUAGCUGCUCUUCCCAGAGAACAAUAUCAACGCAAAAGGAUCAUUAUUGUUAGCAGCGGAGCAAAACCAGUACUGGUAUAUGUGGGAUCGGAAUGUCUUUACAAGAUCCAAGUACCAACUGUAUCUGUUGUGGACAGUGUGGGGUGUGGUGAUGCAUUAGCUGGUGGAUUCUUGGCUCAUUACGUCGUCAGCGGAAAUGUGGAAUGGGCCACGAAGGCAGGCAUCGAAGCAGCAACUAGAAUAGCUCAAGUCAACGGAUGCAAUCCUCCGCAGGAUUGUUGUCCUAUUCGUGAUUUUCCUAUUAAGUGGUGAACACACUUUUUGUGUUGAGUAAAUAUUGCUGAUUAUUUUCUAACACAGUUUGACCACAUUACUUGCCUGUUGUCACAUUUUGUUAUUGGAUGUUAUAAAAGAAAGAAUAUUAUUAAAAUAGUUAAUGUAAAAAUCUUCUUAUUAAAACACAAUUUUAAAGCGU